Messenger RNA from Chanos chanos (milkfish), 558 nucleotides. RefSeq names its product neuronal vesicle trafficking-associated protein 1-like. Bases 1 to 558 code for a protein of 185 amino acids. The transcript is spliced from 4 exons. The record is from RefSeq and is a predicted model, not a curated record. Gene Ontology annotation, molecular function: clathrin light chain binding. Gene Ontology annotation, cellular component: endosome; membrane. Gene Ontology annotation, biological process: clathrin coat assembly; endosomal transport. NCBI's taxonomy places the organism in Eukaryota, Metazoa, Chordata, Actinopteri, Gonorynchiformes, Chanidae.
AUGGUGAAACUGGGAAACAAUUUUGGGGAGAAAAACAACGCCAAACCCGCCACGGAGGAUGGGUUCGACACCAUUCCACUUAUUACACCGCUGGAUGUAAAUCAGUUGCAGUUUCCUCCACCGGACAAGGUGGUGGUUAAGACCAAAACAGAAUAUGACGGACAGAAGAAGAAGGGAAAAUUUCGCUCUCCUAAAAUUGCUGAGUUCACCAUCAGCAUCAUCGAAGGAGUAUCUGAGCGCCUGAAAGUUACCCUGUUGGUGAUUUGUGCUCUGGCAUUUCUGGUGUGUGUGGUUUUCUUGGUGGUCUAUAAGGUGUACCAGUAUGAGCAGCCGUGUCCUGAUGGAUUCAUGUACACGCAAAACCGCUGCAUGCCUGCGGGGGUGUACAGUUACUACCCCCCCCAGGGUCCUGCCGGGCGAGGCCGUCUCUUCACCAUUAUUAACCACUACAAUGUGGCCAAGCAGACCAUCACUCGCUCCAUUUCUCCAUGGAUGAGUGUCCUUUCUGAGGAGAAAGUCUCUCAACAGGAGACUGAGACUACACAGAAACUGGCCUGA